Cladophialophora carrionii CBS 160.54 is the source of this 492-nucleotide messenger RNA. RefSeq lists its product as uncharacterized. Lineage: Eukaryota; Fungi; Ascomycota; Eurotiomycetes; Chaetothyriales; Herpotrichiellaceae. The coding region runs from base 1 to 492 and encodes 163 amino acids. The record is from RefSeq and is a predicted model, not a curated record. The transcript is spliced from 2 exons.
AUGGCAAGCGAGGCUUCUUCCAGGGUCAAGGUGCCACGGGUCGCCAUUGAGUUCUGCACUCAGUGUAAAUGGAAUCUGAGGGCUGCCUACUUUGCCCAAGAGCUGCUCCAGACAUUCAGUACCAGCAUUGGCGAGAUCGCUCUGAUCCCAGUGACUGGUGGGAUAUUCACUGUCAAGAUGACGCAUGCCACCAGUAGCACAGCGCAGUCGAUUGCUGAAACAGCACCGUCGUCGGACGCGACUGUCCGGGUGACAGAGACGGUGAUAUGGGAUCGCAAGAUUGACGGCGGCUUUCCUGAGACGAAAGAGCUGAAAAACCGAGUGCGCAAUAUCAUCGAGCCCGGCAGAGAUCUUGGCCAUAUUGACCGAAGCUUGAAGAAGGGCAGUACUCAGCCAGCCACACCAGAAGCGUCUAGCAAACCUGAAUCCAGACCUGAUGCUGAAGUCCAAGAUGGGCAAAAGAAUGGCGAAGCUUGCGAGGACUGCAGAUGA